AUGGCGAACGGACAAGCCAGGUUUCGACAGGCUGUCAGACGCAAGGAAUCGAUUGCGAAGUCAGAAACUUUCGACUGCGGAAUCUGUCAGACAGGCAGGCAAGCCAUGUAUCUAGCUAGCUGCUUGGUAGUGAUAGCACUAAGCCGGUACCCGAGAGAAGCUGACCCAGUUUUCGCCAGUAACCGGGGCACCCAGCAAGCAAGCGGUCGUCGUCAAGUGCGUACACAGAGUAGUAAGAGAAAAGAAGAGGACCCCGAUCGGCCAGUCAAGGGGAGGGGGACGGCGAGACCCAAUGAUAGCCGCCCACGUCAAGGAACGGGAGGGAAAAAAGAGGCGUCUAGCGUGGGAGUCAACAAGCACUGA
This is a messenger RNA of Aspergillus niger, 363 nucleotides long. RefSeq lists its product as hypothetical. The record is from RefSeq and is a predicted model, not a curated record. Bases 1 to 363 code for a protein of 120 amino acids. Lineage: Eukaryota; Fungi; Ascomycota; Eurotiomycetes; Eurotiales; Aspergillaceae. The transcript is spliced from 3 exons.